UGCAGCAUCCCGAGCCUUCCAGGCAAGCAGGCAGGCAGGCAGGCAGGCGGCCAGCCCAGCGCGCCUCCGUCCAGAAGCCGCGGCUCUCGCUCCCUCUUCCAGAGCGCCAGGCGGACACGGACGCGGACGGAGCGAGUGAGCGAGCGUCCAAGCGGGGCGCGAGCGAGCCAGGCAGCGCCCCCUCCCCGAUCCUCCUCCCUACCCCAUUCCAGCCCCCGAUCCUCCUCCUCCUCCUUUCCCCCCCGCCGGCCUCGCCGCUCUCCUCGGAGCUCCAUGGCCGCCUAGAGCCCCUGAGAGCGCCGCGCCAUGGAGCCGCCGCCGGGCCCGGGUGCGCUCCUGCUUCGGCUCGGGCUCCUGCUAUUGCCGCCGCUGCUGCGCCUGGCCGCCGCCGUGGAAGAAACACUGAUGGACUCCACCACAGCAACGGCAGAGCUAGGCUGGACAGUGCAUCCACCAUCAGGGUGGGAAGAAGUGAGCGGCUACGACGAGAACAUGAACACGAUUCGGACUUACCAGGUGUGCAACGUCUUUGAAUCCAGCCAGAACAACUGGCUGAGGACCAAGUUCAUCCGCAGGAGGGGUGCCCACCGCAUCCACGUGGAGAUGAAGUUUUCGGUCCGGGACUGUAGCAGCAUCCCCAACGUCCCCGGGUCCUGCAAGGAGACCUUCAACCUCUACUAUUACGAGUCCGACUAUGACGCUGCAACCAAGACAUUCCCCGCCUGGAUGGAGAACCCCUGGGUGAAAGUCGACACCAUUGCGGCAGACGAGAGCUUCUCCCAGGUGGAUCUAGGGGGCCGCGUGAUGAAGAUAAACACCGAGGUGCGCAGCUUUGGGCCCGUCUCCAAGAAUGGCUUUUACCUGGCCUUCCAGGACUACGGGGGCUGCAUGUCCUUGAUCGCCGUCCGCGUCUUCUACCGCAAGUGCCCUCGCAUUAUCCAGAACGGAGCUGUUUUCCAGGAGACACUCUCAGGAGCCGAGAGCACGUCACUGGUAGCAGCUCGGGGUACUUGCAUCCCCAACGCUGAAGAAGUGGAUGUACCGAUCAAGUUGUACUGUAACGGGGAUGGGGAGUGGCUGGUCCCCAUCGGGCGCUGCAUGUGCAAGGCGGGCUAUGAAUCGGUGGAGAACGGGACGGUCUGCAGAGGAUGCCCCUCAGGGACGUUCAAAGCCAGCCAGGGGGACGAGGGCUGCGUCCAUUGCCCCAUCAACAGCCGGACCACGUCAGAAGGAGCCACGAAUUGUGUCUGCCGCAACAACUACUACCGCUCAGACUCCGAUCCGCUGGACAUGCCAUGCACCACAAUCCCAUCAGCCCCACAGGCCGUCAUCUCCAGCGUGAACGAGACCUCCCUUAUGCUGGAGUGGAGUCCGCCCCGGGACUCAGGGGGCCGCGAGGACCUGGUCUACAACAUCAUCUGCAAGAGCUGCGGUUCGGGUCGGGGGGCAUGCACCCGGUGCGGGGACAACGUCCAGUUUGCACCGCGCCAGCUUGGCCUGGCCGAGCAACGCGUCUACAUCAGCGACCUGCUGGCCCACACCCAGUAUACUUUUGAGAUACAGGCGGUUAAUGGCGUCACUGACCAGAGCCCCUUCUCGCCCCAGUUUGCCUCUGUCAACAUCACCACCAACCAAGCUGCCCCUUCGGCCGUGUCCAUCAUGCACCAGGUGAGUCGGACGGUGGACAGCAUCACCCUCUCGUGGUCACAGCCCGACCAGCCCAACGGAGUCAUUCUGGAUUAUGAGCUGCAAUACUACGAGAAGGAUCUGAGCGAGUUCAACGCCACGGCAGUUAAGAGCCCCACCAACACUGUGACGGUGCAGAACCUCAAAGCUGGCACCAUUUACGUCUUCCAGGUGCGGGCACGCACUGUGGCAGGCUAUGGGCGUUACAGCGGCAAGAUGUACUUCCAGACCAUGACUGAAGCUGAGUACCAAACCAGCAUCCAGGAGAAGCUGCCGCUCAUCAUUGGCUCCUCGGCUGCAGGACUCGUCUUCUUCAUUGCACUGGUGGUCAUCGUCCUUGUUUGCAACAGUCCAUCUGCCUCCCGCUCAGCCCGGUGCUCUCCUUCCAGAAGACGAGGAUUUGAGCGUGCAGACUCCGAGUACACCGACAAGCUGCAGCAUUAUACCAGCGGCCACACAGUGACUCCCGGCAUGAAGAUCUACAUUGACCCUUUCACCUACGAAGACCCCAAUGAGGCUGUCAGGGAGUUUGCAAAGGAGAUUGACAUCUCGUGUGUCAAAAUCGAGCAGGUGAUUGGUGCAGGGGAGUUUGGUGAGGUGUGCAGUGGCCACCUCAAGCUUCCAGGCAAGAGGGAGAGCUUUGUGGCCAUCAAGACGCUGAAAUCUGGCUAUACCGAGAAGCAGCGGCGGGACUUCCUGAGCGAGGCCAGCAUCAUGGGCCAGUUUGACCACCCCAACGUCAUCCACCUGGAGGGGGUGGUCACCAAGAGCCCCCCUGUCAUGAUCGUUACUGAAUUCAUGGAGAACGGCUCGUUGGAUUCCUUCCUACGGCAAAACGAUGGUCAGUUCACUGUGAUCCAGCUGGUGGGGAUGCUACGGGGCAUUGCUGCUGGCAUGAAGUACCUGGCUGAUAUGAACUACGUCCACCGUGACCUGGCGGCUCGCAACAUCCUUGUCAACAGCAACCUCGUCUGCAAGGUCUCAGACUUCGGCCUCUCCCGCUUCCUGGAAGAUGACACCUCGGAUCCCACCUACACCAGUGCCCUGCAGUCAUUCCACUUGGCUGGGGCUGAUGCAAGCAACCCAAGCGAGAAACCCUGUGCUCCACCCCCACUACAGGGCGGAAAGAUCCCGAUCCGUUGGACAGCACCGGAAGCCAUCCAGUACCGAAAGUUCACUUCUGCAAGCGACGUGUGGAGCUACGGAAUAGUCAUGUGGGAGGUGAUGUCCUAUGGAGAGCGGCCGUACUGGGAUAUGACCAACCAAGAUGUAAUAAACGCCAUUGAGCAAGAUUAUCGGCUGCCACCACCCAUGGAUUGCCCCAGUGCCUUGCACCAGCUCAUGUUGGACUGCUGGCAGAAGGACCGUAACCACAGGCCCAAAUUUGGACAGAUUGUCAACACCUUAGACAAGAUGAUCCGGAACCCAAACAGCCUGAAAGCCAUGGCACCCCUUUCCUCUGGGAUUAACCUCCCCUUACUGGACCGCACCAUUCCAGACUAUUCCAGUUUCAACACCGUGGACGAGUGGCUUGAAGCCAUCAAGAUGGGGCAGUACAAGGAGAGCUUUGCCAGUGCUGGCUUCACCAACUUCGACGUGGUGUCCCAAAUGAACAUGGAGGACAUCCUACGAGUAGGGGUCACAUUAGCCGGGCACCAGAAGAAAAUCCUGAACAGUAUCCAGGUGAUGCGAGCACAGAUGAAUCAAAUCCAGUCCGUGGAGGUUUGAGAAGCUGGGUACUUGCACACACCUCUUCCUCAAGGUCCUGUUCCCCUUUUGUCCCUGUGUGUCUGAGCCCUUGGGCGGGUCUUAAUGCUCCCCCAUGGAGACGGCAGCUACAGGGAAGGGGCAGCCACAGGGCAAAGAUGCUGCAGACUUCAAGAAUCCAGAAAAAAAAAGGGAAGAGGAAGGACUCUUAUUUAGAAGGAUGUUUUAAAAUGAAACAGAACCGCAGUGGAUUUCUCUUUAAGGGCUCUGAGACAAGCAAGCUAGGGAGGGAUCCAGAGGGACCCUUUCGCCCUCCUCCUUUGCACGAGUUGGACCUCCUGGGGCACAGAGUGGACCAGAAAGUCUUCAGGGAGGGGGGGGAGGUUACAAAACUGCAUGUCCCUGCAAGUGUUGCUGGGCAUGCCCUCCCCUUCCCACAACAGCCAGCAGAUCUGCGGACCGAAGAGGGGACAAGCGCCAGCAAACUUUCCACCCAUGUAAUGGGGUCACCUCUAGAGUCACAGACUUCAGAGAUGGACACGUCUUUUUAACUUCCUUUCCUCUGAAGGACUGGAUCCGGGCGAAGCUCACCUACCCACCCAUCCACCCACCCAUACCUCCUCCUCUGUACGAAAGAGAAUCUUUGCCCCACACUGGGGAAAGCAAAGUCAUGGGGCUUUCGGAGGUCUUGGUCUCUGUUGCUCUGGGACUGUUUUUGCAAGGGGCACCUCCUAGAGGCUCUGCGCGCUGCACUUCCCAGUGGCAGCUCCUACAUAUCAAUAUGCACAAGACAUUUGAGAAGGCUUCAUGGUUUGCCAAUGACCUGCUUCCGGCGGGAAACUCCCUGCCCCUCUCGUCCUGUUCCAUGCAGUAUGUUGUAGAUUUGAUGUGCAUUUCCAUCUGGUUGUCGUUGUUCCAUCUUUUUCUACUUUGUUUACAAUGGGAUGUGGGGGGAGGGGGGAAUUAUUAUUUUGGGGGGAGCCGAGUUGUUUUGUUUUAACAAAAAGAAAAAAGAAAACAGGAUGGCAAAUCCACUGUUCUUCUCUCCCAGGGACACUUUGUUGUCUCCUCUUGGGCAGCUUCCUGGCUGAGCACUCCCAGGGGGCCAUGAACAUUUCGGACACACUCUAACCCCUUCCCCCUGUUCUGCCAGGCUGCUCCUAAGUCUUUUGUCAUCCCUUAGCAGUUGUCUCAAAGUUAGUUGGCUUGUCUGCUGUUUCAUAUUGGGGACCCCUUGCUGAACCUCAUGCAGAGAUGUUGUGAUAGUUUUCAAAAAUGAUACCAACCUGGGAAUUGGUCCGAGGGGGCCUUAAACUGAGAAGUUCAGCUGGGAGUGAAGAAACAUCUAAGGGCUGGAGGAGCAUGGCGCAAUGGUUCUUGAAGUCCUCUGACACACCCUCAACUGUCCUUCAGCAUUCUGAGGAGACUGGAAACAAAAGUGGAGGAAGGUCAACAACAGGGGUCCUGUAGCCUUGUCAGGAAAGGCUCACGGCAGGACUUUUAACCUCCAGCCCAAAGCCCCAUAUCUCAGUCUCAGCAGCCACAAGUUGGAGCCCAGCUGGUGCUCAGCACAUGGGUGGUAUUGUGGGUCUCAGACCUGCCAUGGCCAAGCUCAGGCAGGUUGUGAGAAGGACUGUUGGUUGGAGCUUAACCUUGCAGAAGGUCUCUCCUCAUUGACUCAGUCUGUCCUUCUGAAGGUUCAAAGAACAGGGAAAGUUGUGAAUAGUUUGGAAACCCACCAUGUCACUGUCAGGGGGGUCACAGGUUGGAAAGGGUCACUCUGCUUAGCUCAGGGUCUCUUAUUUCUGUAGGGGAAGGUAAUGAUAACCAGCAGUGCCAAUAAUUCCACAGAAUUUUCAUCUCUCCGGGUUCGAGAGACAAAGGCCUGGUUCAGGGAUAAUGGAAAAGUGCAGACAUCUGCUACAUGAAUGAGCAGUGCUUCCUCUUUCAAGCAAAUCAGAAGGAGUUUGUAAACUUUGGCUUCUAAUUUUAAAGUAGUAAUGAUUCCCCAUGAUAUCCAAACUUUAGAGAACUGUGGUUUGUUUCACCUUAGAGAAAACUAUCUGGGAUCCAGACUAAAGAAAAAUCCAGAAUAAAACGUAUCCCCAAAUAAAAGCUUAGAAUUAUUUUUUGUCAAUUAAAUAUUGCACAGAUGGUAAUGAAUCUACACAGAAGGAGAGGGAAACUCUGGGAGAAUGGAAAAAAACAAACAGGAAGAAGGGAACUCUGAUGGGGCAGAAGAAUGGGGCAGCUUCUGGAGAUGUCAGAGGCUGCAUAAAAUAAGGUUAGAGUCCUAGGUGGCUCCUGGUUUUCAGCUUUGAACAAAUCAUGGUUUCCAGUAUUCAGAUGUCAUGAAAAAUUAAAGUAGAGCUAAUGAGAUCAACCAGCACUAAAACAUUUUUUCAGAUACUGGUUUGUUCUUAAAUCCUAGUUUAAACAAACCUUCAGUCCUUGAGUUUGGACAUUGUUGGGAACUGUGCCUUGGUUAAAAAUAGAUCAAAAACAUCUGAUCUCUUCCUUGUGACCAGAAAAGAGGAAAGGAGAAAAGGAAUGAUACAACCCUUAGCUUGUUCGCAUGGCAGAAAGCCACAAUUUUCUGUUACUCCUGAACUGGGCUGCUGUAGGUAGGUUACCUGGGCUGAUUAAAAAAUAAAUAAAUACAAAUGCUGGCAGAAGUACAUAUACUAUCUUGUGGACUUGCCAGAGGUGUGUGCGCAUGGCAGGGAGAAACAAAUUUCAAUGUCCUGAAAUCUGUCAUAAUCCCAUACAGCUAUCACAGAAUCAGGUGUAGCUUGGUUGUACAGAGCAAAGAGCUCUUACAAUGCCAUGGGUAGCUUUCAUCCCUUUGGUUGGUGGGGCAGGGUGUCCAAUUCCAAGCCAUCCCCAUUUAGGGCCACACCAAGCUAUCCCCUGGAACCUGAGCCAGCCUUGGCCUUUGUGCUCCGCUGCCUUCCUUCUGCUUUUCUGUGCAAGCUCCUUUGCACAGGGGGAAGGACCUGAUGUAUCUUUGCACUAAAGCUGCCCUGACCCUUCCCUCCUGACGAAGGCCCGGUCUUGUUCCACUGGGUGCUGCUGGCAUCACGGGAGGGAGUGCAGGGGAGCUGUCUUCACCAGCAGACGGGCAACACAACACAACACACACAUCUACCUGAGCCAUUUCACUGUGUGUGUGAGAGAGUCCACCCGCAGCACACCUAAUGCAGACUACGAUUUCAAGAGAAGGGGGCUGAUGGAGACUCGUCUCAUUUCUUCCAUUGUUCUAAUGAGAUGGGACUCACCCAUCUAUGCUAGAUAUUUCAUUGUGACCUCACCAGGAUCCUGGAAAUCUCCCCUCUUUCUCCUCGACUGUGCUUCCCUCCCGCAAACAUGCACACUCGUCUUUUAUCUGUCCUUAAGCCAGCAGAGAGACUUAUUUUGCAGGUAUUUCAAGUGCGGUGUCAGAAUUCAGAAUCAGGACUGUUUCGUGCACAGCGCUUGCCUUUAAUGCACCAGAGCUGUCCUGUCGCCCCGCAUCACCCCAUUGCAACUGCUUGAGUCACCCUUCUGAUUUCUUCCAACACGCUGAGCCAGCACCCACCCUCUCCUCAUCCCAUGCCCGCCACCUUCCUCUGCCGUCGCCAUGUUUUUUUUAGCGAUCUUGGAGCUGAAACUGGAUUGGCAGCAUUCUGUUGAAGAUAGCAAUAAAUCGUCAGGCCCCGGGCCCUGGCACUUCUGGACACUGUGAUAGAGCUAGGAGUGGAGAGGGGUGGCGUGUUGUGUCGGAAAGAGCAACUUUCUCAGUAGGGCCCCAGGAUUUGCAUAUCAAAGGCAAGCACUUUGGGGCUGCUGGGAGAGAGGAGCAGAGAAAAGCAAUUCCUAAAUGCAAAAGUCUGUUAGAACGCUCAAAUAUUUCACUGUGAUUUUCUUUUUUUAAAAGCAGAACAGUAACUGAACUGGAAUGGAACUUCCUUGGUUUAAGACAGGGGUGGAGAAGCUUCUGCUAGCUAGCUUCAUUAGGUCCACCAGUCUCCAGAUUUGGAACACUAGGAUGUUUUGGUCAAGCGAUGCUCACAUGUCCUACAUCCGAUGACAUACUUUAUGUCAGGUGUGGGGCAGAUAAGGAUGUGGCUGGGCUGGAAGCAGGGGGUGUUGCUGUUACCACCAAUCAGCUGAUCAUCAGGGCAGGUGAAGUGCGGUGCCUAUACCCACACAGUUUGCUUUCAAACCACAUGGGCAAAAAUGGGUUGCCUGGCAUUUAUGUCAGGUGAUUGACAGGUGGGCAGGCUGCCUGCAGCCUGCCAGACCUGACCCAUAGUGGGAUGGGGAGGUAAGGAUCCAGCCCAUUAGCCAGAUCCAGUUCACCACCCCUGCUUUAAAACUCUACCCGUGAACAAACCCAGCUUGCACGGCAAUCCUAUACAUGCCAACUCAAGAAGUCAGUCCCACUGAAUUCAGUGGAACAAAUGAGUUGUGUGUUGGGUUUCAGAACCCAAUCAUCUGGUCUUCUUUUAUGCAUUAAAGCUUAGCUUUGAGUCCUUCAGGUGCUGUUGGUUUCACAACAUACAUCAGCCCUUGCCAGCCUGAUCAGUGGUUGUGGGGUAUAGAAAUUGGUUCCCAGCAACAUUGGAAGGGCUGCAGGUUCCCCAGCCCUGUGUUAGAUCUUGGUCUCUGCUGCCCAACCCCACCCUUUGCACAUGCCCAGCAUCAUGGAAACCGUUUCCGCAUGGUGCCAUCUCACACUGCUGAGGAUAAUAUUGGAUUAAUUAUCCAAAGGGUGGAAGAAAAUAUGAGAUGCUGAGAGAACAGAAAUGGGUCAGGUUGGGUUCAUCCUCAGUGGAUAUUCCUUCUACUGGGGAAUCAUACCUGUAGGUUGGAGUUACAUCCUGUCCCUCUUGUGACUUCCAGGAAGACUCAAUGGCCUCAGCAUCUCCCUUGCCUUUCUUUCAUGAGAACAGGCUUUCCAGAGGCCUUGGGCUACCUAGAGAAACAGGCUAGAAGGCUCUGGUCUGGCUCUUUCAGGCUGCCUUGUCCAUGCCCCCUUUCAGUUUUGUCUACACUUCCAUGCUCUACAGAUCAGCAAAGAGGAGCCAGAUGUUGGUGAAUACCUAUCAGCCCCUACAGCCAGCAGGGCCAGUGGUCAGGGAUGAUGGGAGUCCAGCAACAUCUAGAAAGCCAUAACUGUAGAUGGCUACUGUUUUAAAUUCUGGAUGGGCCCUGCAGCAACUGAUGCAGCCUGGCCUUGUUCUCAGAUACUUGCUGUCCUCUUCCAGUUUGACCUCUUUUGAUUCAUGCCCCAUCUCCAGUUCCAGGGGUAGACUUUGGUUUUUAAGUUCAAUGCCCAAUCCAAUAAGGAUGAAACUGGUUGAUGGGCUGUAGCUCAGGGGUAGAGCACCUGCUUUGCAUGCAGAAGGUCCCAGGUUCAGUCCCCAGCAUCUCCAGGCAGGGCUGGGCAAAAACCCUGCCUGCUGCUUCCAGUGCCCCUGUGUUCUAAUGCUGCUAGAAAGACAACUGGAAACACCACUGCCAUUGCCACCAAGUUGGGAAAUCUCUUAAUGCAAGGGUUAGAACAGCAGGUGACAGUUUCACCUACAACAGUAUCAGGAUUAAAAGAGAGUACAUUGGGGUGGUUUCUGAGAGAUCUUUCCCUUCUUGCAGUGCUGCUUGAUAGGUUAGGUGUGUCCCUGUGAACAGUACAGAAAGCACUUCCCUGGCUCUAAAAGGUUUCAUUUAACCACAAUUGGCAUUAGCCCAUCACUCAUUCCAACUGGCUACCAUAGUUCACAUCCAGUCUGUGAUUCCUGAUUGGCUAGUAUCAUUGCAUCCAGUGCAUGAUUCCUGAUUGGCUGGAACCAACCAAGAGGUUGAAAUGAACACUAGUGAAAAAACAGCAGAUGUAGGAGGGAAGAGCGGCGGCCAACUGCAACAAACAGCCCUGAAAAAAGUCAUAGCAUCAUAGAAUGAUUCCUUCAGCAGCAUCUGGAGUCAUCUGGUCCAACUUCCUGCAAUGCAGGAAUGACAGCUAAAGGAUCUUUUUUUCCCCAGAAGAUCCCCAUGCACCAACCAUCACCAGUCUCAAGAUGAAAACCAAACUGGCCGGGCGUUUGUUGCCACUUUGGGUUCUCUCCUACCCCACCCCCUCCCUGCAGCCCUGCACCUCAGCUCUGGCUCAGAGCAACGUCUUCAGUCGCCAAGCCUCUUCUCCCUGCUCAAUGGUGACCCAUUUACUGCACAGGUCUCUACUUCAGAAUGCCUGUGCAGUCUCCAUCUGCCCAUGGGCCGUGGCCUUGGGUGUGCGACAUUUGCUGUUCCCCUGACCGUGUUUGUAUUUUUUAGAAAAUGUGAAUAGGUAAGUGGCGUUCCAGCCCUGCUCACAUGGGGGUGUCUUCCAUUCCGACCAGGGCCUUCUCCUGGCUCCAUGAUGCAUCUUUUGAUGUUGCUGGGGAGGAAAGAAUAAUAAUGAAUAAUAAUAAUAAACCAGAUGUAUUUAUAAAGGAAACAAAAUCUGCUGCUCCGAUGCCUUUGUAGGAGUAUUUUUAAGAAGACUUUUUUUUCAAAAUAAAUGUGAAGUGUAAAAGUU
Messenger RNA from Podarcis raffonei (Aeolian wall lizard), 9949 nucleotides. RefSeq names its product EPH receptor B2 (gene EPHB2). Gene Ontology annotation, cellular component: plasma membrane; neuron projection. Bases 307 to 3414 code for a protein of 1035 amino acids. The transcript has 16 exons. Gene Ontology annotation, molecular function: protein binding; ATP binding; transmembrane-ephrin receptor activity. Gene Ontology annotation, biological process: central nervous system projection neuron axonogenesis; axon guidance; protein phosphorylation. The record is from RefSeq and is a predicted model, not a curated record. Lineage: Eukaryota; Metazoa; Chordata; Lepidosauria; Squamata; Lacertidae.